CGCGUCUCAACUCCGCGAAGCCCUCCUCCAUCAGUCUCACAGUUCCCACAAAGUCCGGCAGCCGACUGUCGUGCUGGGCUGCUCGACGACCUCAUCCAACUCGAAUCCCCGUUACUCCUCAUCUCAACCGUUAAUAAUUUCAUCCUCCGAGGCUGUACCACCUGAAUUAUUCCUUUUCCGUCCGUGCUAUGUGACUCGACGACCUUUGUCUCUUUUGUCUAUGCUUAAUUUACAAUUCUAAAAACCCCGAACCCUGAUCAAUUGGCCCCUUUACACAUCCACCAUGCCUAGUUUACGGACGAGACGAAGCCUACCGUCGGCGCCCGCAAAGAAAGAAUUAGAAGAGGAAGAAGACGUUAAUGCCCCACCUCGUGGAACCAGCGAUGAGGAAGGCUUCUCCGAUUCCGAAGAUGAGCAGAGCGAUGGACUGGAAAUGCCUACACCUCGCAAAUCACGAACCUCGCGGAAUGGACAAACAGAAAAGACACUCGAGCAGAAGCUCGCUGAGAAUAAUGACGGGCGGGGCUUCACCACCAAGUCACCAGGUUCAAGUCGCAAACGGAAGGCAGCGGGUAUGCUUGGAUCCGAUGAUAUGGCAGCACAGGACCCCUUUGAUACGUGGUCGUCGCAACGCAGCAAACGCCCAAGUCUAGGCUAUGGCUCAAGGUUUCGCAAAACACCUAGUUCCAGCAUGGCCGAGUCGCAUGCCCCCUCGAGUGCGCCGCCGCCGAAGUCGUCUGUAACUUCGUUUUCUACACAAGCAGAUAGUCCCGAGGAGGAGGAGAAAGAGGAGGAAGACAGUGGAUUCAGGGUUCCACGUAAUCCGGAGAUAGAGCCCCCACCUUCAAGUCUCGAGAUACCCGAGUCCGAUGAUGAGAUGAGCGAUCUAAGUUCUGCGAAGAGCUAUAACUCCGAUGGCUUUCCUAUCUCGGACGAGGAUGAUUCCAAGAAUGCCGAAGCGGUCGAAUACCUGUGUCCGAUGUGCAAGGAGCCGGUGGAGCCGGAGCUGUUAAUCAAGUUUCGAGCUCAACCAAGACAGCGCAUCAGGGAUCAGUAUGUCUUCUGCGAGUCUCAUAAGAAGCCUGCUAUGGAAAAGGAGUGGGAAGAGAAAGGCUACCCAACAAUUGACUGGGAAAAGUUUGACGAACGUAUUGAAGCUCAUUUUGAUGAGCUGGAGAAACUAAUGGUCCCGGAGAGCUCAUCGUAUUACCGAAACGUUCUUGACACUACAAUGAAAUCAGGGCAAGCAAAGAACUUCCGCCUUACUCUCGCUGGCGACGCCCUGGAAACGAUAUCAUGCGGGUACUACGGGACUCGGGGUUCCGGGAGGAUGUUACAAGCAAUUACAACGCGCUUCGCCAGAAAGCUCCGCCGCCUAGCAACUGAAGACAACAUCGUCAAGCAGGCAGGCGUGGUCCCAUACUCACAAGCUGUCCUAGUCCCCGAGCUUGCCGCUAGGUUAAUAAAGGAGGACAUGGAUGUUGACGACGAUUCCGCGCGACAGAUAAUGCGAGAGAGCGUUGAUAUUGGGGAGAAGCUAAAUCCCGCUCCAAAUGAUACUGUGCCGGUCACAGAGGAGACAGCUGGAAUCGACGACGGGGUUCCCAACUAGCUGGAUAGUACUAUACACAUGGAAUGCAUGCUUUAUACGGCGUCCUUUCUUGCAUUUUCUUCCGUUCGUUUCCCUUUGGCGGUUUUCCUAGAUACCUAGUCCUUUUUAUAUGUCGUGCUAUAUACAUUAUUUAUUUUGUUCCUGAUAUUAUCUGCGAUUGUCUGUAUAUAGGGAAUGCGCAGUAUUAACAGCCGACACUCGUCUCUAAUUCUCAGAAAUAGGAAGCUUAUUCUUGAGUUUCCAUAUCGUCCAGUCCAACCUGAAGACGCUCCCGGGUAUGCACCUCAUUUCGUGGGGCGUUGCGCACACGGAAGAAUACUGGUGAUGACUGAAUGCAUACUUUUAUAGUAAUUAG
Messenger RNA from Aspergillus versicolor CBS 583.65, 1967 nucleotides. Its product is annotated as RTC4 family protein. Bases 284 to 1612 code for a protein of 442 amino acids. The transcript is spliced from 3 exons. NCBI's taxonomy places the organism in Eukaryota, Fungi, Ascomycota, Eurotiomycetes, Eurotiales, Aspergillaceae. The record is from RefSeq and is a predicted model, not a curated record.